AGUGAAUUGAAAUCAAUUGCACAACUAGAACAUAAUUCAGAAACAUUUAUAAAUAUUCUAAUGGCGUGUACUUCUCUACAGAUUUCUUUAAAUGAUGAUUAUCCAACAAAUAUUUGUACAUCCUGCGUUGAAACAAUCAAAACCCUAUACAAUUUUAAAACCCGUUGUUUAAAAAUUGAUCAACAAUUACGUACUGGAUGUAUCACAUUUAACAAUACAAAAAAUGAAAAUACUGAUAAUGAAAAUGAUUGUGAUAAUAUAGAAAAUGAUUUUGAAAAUCGUGUAACAAAAACAAGUUUAAGAAGUGCUACAACAUGUACUGUAUGUGGCAAAUUAAUAAGCAAACGGCAUAUACGCGCACAUAUGCGCACUCAUACUAAUGAAAAACCAUAUAAAUGUAAAUAUUGUGAGCUCAGCUUUACAAUUAGUGGAAAUUUACGUCGCCAUCAAAUGAUUCACACCGGAGAACGACCUCAUCAAUGUACAGUGUGCGGCAAAGGUUUUAUACAAUAUGUAACUCUUAUAACACAUAUGCGUGUUCAUACAGGUGAAACACCAUACACAUGUACUGUGUGUAACAAGAGUUUUAAACAACGAAAACAAUUAAAAAUGCAUUUAACGAAUAAAGAUAUUAAAAAAUCAGUUCAUUCUACGGAUAAUUUAAUGUUUAAAACCAAAACCAUUGAUACAACGUUAAAAAAUAAAGAAUAUACAUGUACAGAAUGUAAUAAGAAUUUUACAACAAAGUUUACACUUAAUACUCACCUACAAAGGCAUGCUAAUGAAAAAUUAUACUUAUGCUCUGAAUGUGGUAAAAGUUUUAUUUGUAAAACAGGUUUAGAUUCACAUAUGACGGUACAUAAUAUAAAUAAUAAGCAAUUCCAAUGUACAGUGUGUUCAAAAUCAUUUACACGCUUAAGUACGUUACGCAUACAUAAUAAAAAACAUACGGGCGAACGUCCAUAUAAGUGUACUGAAUGUACAAAAACAUUUGCACAGUCGGCACAUUUAAAAACACAUAUGUAUACAAUCCACGAUGGUCACAAACCAUAUCAAUGUGUGUAUUGUUUAAAACAAUUUACGCAACGUGGAAAUUUAACGAUACAUCAACGUACGCAUACGGGAGAAACACCAUUUGUAUGUGAAGUAUGUUCGAAAGGCUUUUACGAUUCAAGUAGUUUACGUAAGCAUAAACGAUCACAUGUAAAAAAUGAACUUCAGAAAAAAGUGCCUGUUUGAAAUUCGAGUCCAAAUUUACGUUUGUGGCGCUAAAAAGUGCACCGACAUCGAGCCUGUAAUUCUUACCCUUACCCGCGGAUAAACAUUUUUAAUGAUUCGACAUAUGAAGCCGUUUAAAUCGUCAGAUUAUUGUAAAGAAUCCCUUUUAGCAUGUAAUUAAUUCACCAUAUCUUAAUAUGACGCGCUCGAGUUACUCCCCAAAUCCUCUCAUGGGCCCCCCUACUCCUGUUUUAAUGAUUUUUAUUUGAAGUUGUAUAAUUUGACGACGAAUUAAUGAUAAAAUAUGUUUCGACUGUGAGAAA
Chrysoperla carnea is the source of this 1541-nucleotide messenger RNA. Its product is annotated as gastrula zinc finger protein XlCGF57.1-like. Gene Ontology annotation, biological process: regulation of transcription by RNA polymerase II. The transcript is spliced from 2 exons. Gene Ontology annotation, cellular component: nucleus. NCBI's taxonomy places the organism in Eukaryota, Metazoa, Arthropoda, Insecta, Neuroptera, Chrysopidae. The record is from RefSeq and is a predicted model, not a curated record. The coding region runs from base 61 to 1239 and encodes 392 amino acids. Gene Ontology annotation, molecular function: RNA polymerase II cis-regulatory region sequence-specific DNA binding; DNA-binding transcription factor activity; zinc ion binding.